Molecule: messenger RNA, 968 nt
Organism: Colletotrichum navitas
Lineage: Eukaryota; Fungi; Ascomycota; Sordariomycetes; Glomerellales; Glomerellaceae
Exons: 3
Coding region: 92-775 (227 amino acids)
Source: RefSeq, a predicted model, not a curated record
UGGGUCUGGUGGUGGGGUUGAAGGACGAGCGGGGGAACGUGCACUGGAAGACGAACCAGGGAUCAGCAACAGCAAAAGCAACAGGAAACGUAUGUUCGUGGGUUUGGAAGCUCGCUUUCUCCCCUUACAAGAGAUUUUCAUACUCGGCUUUCCUUGCACUGGUGGAGUUGGCACGACUCGCCAUCUUCAUCCUACGGAUAUGCUUGGUGUUGGGGUGUGCGGACGACCGAGGUCCAUUUCGUCUCUCGAAUCUGGGCAGCUCCCGGGUUGCUUGCAUCAUCGCAUCACGGGCACCGCCGGGAUUCCAGCUGCUGGUCGAGAAACCUUGGCAUCCAUCCACCUUCUCCCCUUGGAAAUGGAGUCGCUGUCGAAACAGACCACCGCGUCGGUUGCAUUCGCUGACGCUAUCGUCAUGGGCAAGGCUGUCGAGGGAUUCUGUUUACCCCUCACUCACUCUGCACCGCCGCCUUGCAAACCAUCACCCCCGUCAUCGCCAGCUCCCCGGAAUACCUGGUUGUUGCUACCUAGGCUGAGACCGAAUCCCCCUCAUGGAAAGAAGGCAACAACGGCUGCGGGCAGGGAAGCGCAGAUACGGGGACGGUUAUUUCGUAGCACUCCGUACGAGCAAGCUCCAAAAAACCCCCCGAUGUCGAAUGGGUUCAUGCCGGGUCAGCUGCUGGUUGCCCUGGUUGGUCUACGAUGCGACGAUCCAACAACGGCUGGGUCUAAACAACGCAGCCGUGCCAUACCGACCGGGGGUGGACAAGGGGACUGACGGUUUCUCAUUAAUUAUGUCCCGAACUUUUUUCUUUUUUCCUUGCAGGAGCCCGCACACCGAUGUCUGAAACGAACGAUAUCACCCGACACCCCCCUCCCCCUUCCCUGGUCGAAACGAGAAGCACCCAGCGCGCGAGGCCGGAAUACAGCAAGCAAAAGCACGAGUACGAGCAGAAGCGGCAGCGGCAGCG